AUGUCGCACAACGACACAUCGGUAAUCCUUCGUGAUAUCUUUGCCUCUUAUGACAAGAGAGUAAUUCCUUUUACUGAUGGACCUGUUGUGAUCAACAUGACAAUCGUUCUUGGAAUAUUGGUAGAAGUGAGAGAGAACGAGCAAUUAGCUGCAUAUGUUAUAUCGCAUACUCAGCGUUGGUAUGAUCGUCGCUUACAAUGGGAUCCGAAUAACUACAGAGGGCAAAAAGAGGUCAUCGUUCCUCAGAGCAUGGUCUGGAUACCUAAAUUAUUUGUUUAUAACAGGUGA
Messenger RNA from Strongylus vulgaris, 288 nucleotides. The record is from the annotation of a GenBank genome assembly. Lineage: Eukaryota; Metazoa; Nematoda; Chromadorea; Rhabditida; Strongylidae.